Acanthoscelides obtectus is the source of this 242-nucleotide messenger RNA. The record is from the annotation of a GenBank genome assembly. NCBI's taxonomy places the organism in Eukaryota, Metazoa, Arthropoda, Insecta, Coleoptera, Chrysomelidae.
GCCAUUUUAGAUAAUAAAAUAUUUUUAUCAUGAUGAAUCAAACGGCGAGUAAGGCCGUUUUCGACGAGAAAUUAACCUUUAAGUAGUAGAAUGCUAAAUUUCGCCUACAAAUUUGUAGAGACGUCCUGUAGCAUUUCCUCUAAUUUAUUCAACUUUUCUGUAAUUAUAAACACACGUUUCCUAUUUGACGACAUUGUGAACACGCAAAAAAGGUAAACAAGAGGCGACCACACUCCUUCGCA